This is a messenger RNA of Rana temporaria (common frog), 1518 nucleotides long. It is a transcript of the gene ATP6V1E1, whose product is annotated as ATPase H+ transporting V1 subunit E1. The record is from RefSeq and is a predicted model, not a curated record. Gene Ontology annotation, cellular component: proton-transporting two-sector ATPase complex, catalytic domain. The transcript is spliced from 9 exons. Gene Ontology annotation, biological process: proton transmembrane transport. Gene Ontology annotation, molecular function: proton-transporting ATPase activity, rotational mechanism. Lineage: Eukaryota; Metazoa; Chordata; Amphibia; Anura; Ranidae. Bases 114 to 794 code for a protein of 226 amino acids.
GGAAGUAGGUGUUUCUUCAGUCAGCUGAUCUCGGUAUAAGACGAGUGCCCGGUUCUCUGUAUCCUUGUACAUCUCUGUAUCCUCGUACAUCUCUGAUCCUUCAUCUGUUCACCAUGGCGCUCAGCGAUGCCGACGUCCAGAAGCAGAUCAAGCACAUGAUGGCUUUCAUUGAGCAGGAGGCCAAUGAAAAGGCAGAAGAGAUUGAUGCCAAGGCAGAGGAGGAGUUUAACAUUGAAAAGGGUCGUCUUGUGCAAACGCAGAGGUUAAAGAUCAUGGAGUAUUAUGAGAAGAAGGAGAAGCAGAUUGAGCAGCAGAAAAAAAUUCAGAUGUCCAAUCUGCUGAACCAAGCCCGAUUGAAGGUUCUAAAAGCUCGCGAUGACCUGAUCAGUGAUCUCCUUCAUGAGGCGAAGCAGCGGCUGGCACGAGUGGUGAAGGACCCAGCACGGUACCAGUCUUUGCUCGAUGGACUCGUUUUACAGGGCUUGUACCAGCUGCUGGAAUCCAAGGUCGUUAUCCGAUGUCGCAAGGAGGACAUGCCACUUAUUAGGAAUUCGGUACAGAAAAAUAUUCCCAUCUACAAGGCGGCAACGAAAAGAGAUGUGGAGGUGGUCAUUGAUCAGGAUGGAUGCUUGGCCCCUGAGAUUGCUGGCGGUAUAGAGCUUUACAACGCAGAUGGCAAGAUCAAGGUGGUGAACACACUGGAAAGCCGGCUGGACCUCAUCGCCCAGCAGAUGAUGCCAGAAAUUCGAAUUGCUUUGUUUGGUGUGAACCCAAACCGCAAGUUCCUGGACUGAGUGAUGCCAUAUACUGCCCCCUAGUGUACAGAAAAGUGAAAUUCCUCAAUAUUAAUGUUCUUUCUUGUGUUUUUUUUCAGUUGUUGCAGUUUAUGAGCUUAGCAUGUUUUAUUUGUAUAUAGAAGUGGCCUCUGACAGGAUCUGUGAUCACAUUCCUAGAAUUUAAUAUAUAUUUUGUCCUCUAUGUUUUACAGUGAGUCUGAAGCCUCUUCUAUAAUGGAAGAAUUGAAUAUGUCAGGCUUUCCCUGUAGCUCUGGUCAACCCCCCCCCCCCCACAAAGCUUGUGCCUCCUAUGAAAGGGUUUGUGUACCAGCUUGUGUCAUCUGGUACCCUUAGUAAGGAGCCAUGUGGUCCAGAACAAGCUGUAGGACAGGUUGUGCCUUGUAAUAACAGCACCAUCUUCCUCCUUCAGUGCUUGUGUGUCAGUGUUCUGCCCUCGUGUUACAGGCCUGUCCCAGUCCAACCUUUGUGAUAGCAUCAAUCAUAUGUGAAUUUGCCUUUAUUUAUUGCAUUAACUGAAACUGUCUGAUCUGCUCCUUGUACUUGUCUAGAUGUGUUCACAAAGUAACUCAAAGCAAAUGGCUAAAAGAACUAACAAAAAAAAUACAGAUUGGAGAUUGGUUUGCUUAAAGUCAUACUAGACAUAUGAUGUUUAAUUGCCAUCAUCCCUUCUCUUUAUGUAUAAAGAUCCUGCCACUGUAUUUUAAUGUAAUAUAAAAAAAAA